Molecule: messenger RNA, 970 nt
Organism: Oppia nitens
Lineage: Eukaryota; Metazoa; Arthropoda; Arachnida; Sarcoptiformes; Oppiidae
Product: ribosomal RNA-processing protein 7 homolog A-like
Exons: 1
Coding region: 102-941 (279 amino acids)
Biological process (GO): ribosomal small subunit assembly; rRNA processing
Cellular component (GO): CURI complex; UTP-C complex
Molecular function (GO): nucleic acid binding
Source: RefSeq, a predicted model, not a curated record
AACUGUAUUUAUAAACACAAACACAUGUUAUGAUUGAUUUGAUUUGUUUAAUAAAGUAUUCAAUAAUUAGUCAGUGAUUGCCAUCAAAUUUCUGACCCGAAAUGACGGCCACCGACAACACUGUUGUCGAUGGAUAUACGGUAUUGAAUGUCAAGUAUUCAGCCGACAGUCAAGUGAUUAGACAACUGUUUCUGAAAGAGUUUAACGCCAAACAAACACCCGACGAGUCGUCGCCGACCAAAAAGUCGUGUACUUUGAUUGUCCUCAAUGUUCCGCCGUUUGCCGAUCCGUUAGUCAUCAGACAUUUGUUCAGUAAUUGCGGAAAUAUUACGGACAUCUCGUUCAAUGAUAGACCAGUUCCGCCAAAGAAGAAGUCCGAUAACAAAAGCAAAUAUUUCGACAAAACUGAAACAAUCAACGGAUAUAAAGUGGCUUUUGUUGAGUUCGCCAAUCGAUCGGCACUUCAGAAGGCACUGAAUCUUAACAAAUCGUCGGCAAAUGUGCCGACACUGAGACCCGAAUCCAAACAAUACACUGUCGGUCUGAUGGCAAUGAAAUGCAAUUAUAACAACUCGAUUGUUGAUCCGCAAGAAUUGAAGAAAGAGAUCAAUGACUUUAUGAGUGAUUACGACAAACGUGUCGAAGAGGAGCGACUGAAAGCCAAGGAAACAGAUGGUGUGCCCGAUGCCGAUGGUUGGGUUAAAGUGGACAGACAUUCGAAGAGCAAGAAACGAUUCGCUAGUGACCACUCGCGCGACGAAAAACUCAUCGAAAAGCAUAACAAGAGGCUGAAGAAGACCAACAAUAGUUUGGUUAACUUUUAUUCGUUUCAACAGAAAGAAAGCAAAAUUGAAUAUUUGGCUCAAUUGAGGAACCGUUUCGAAGAAGACAAGAGACGUAUAGCACUGAUGAAAGCUCAGAGAAAGUUUAAGCCACUGUAGUAGUAGUGGAAGACAUGAUAUCAUCGAUG